GGACGGGAGCUCUCCCCAACCAGAACGCACGCAUGCGCGCGUGUGAGUGUGACUGGGAGGGAGUCAUUCAUUCAUUUAAUUGAAUACUCCCUGCGGCAGUGGCUCUCAUCAAGGCACGAGGCACGGAGCGGAGCUCACCUCGGGGGGUGUGGGGGGAAUAAUGUCCCCUGGCUGGGAGCUGACGGGUCCUGGCAGCGCUGGUUCGUUCGGGAGAGGGCAGAGGCCGCUGGCUGCCAAGUCUGGGGAGGCUGGGACCUCCCCUGCCUGAGUUACGAGCGUGCAAAGUCGGGCUGGAGCCGCCGUUAAAAACGAAACUGAUGUGGAGCACCGUGCCUCGGGGUGAAUUACGUCUCUCUCCUCGCGCUUUCUUCCCAUGGGCGGUCGCAAGCCAAGGUGGUUGUUGUGGAUCUGAUAAAAAGAACUACACAGUUGGAGGAUGGGUGUGGGCGUGGUGGCUUCUCACAGACAUCCAAAAGAUAACACUAGAGAUUAUGACCCUGCAGCCCAAGUGUGAGGAUGUUGAGACAGCGGAGGGGGUAGCGCUUACAGUCACAGGGGUGGCACAGGUCAAGGUAAUGACAGACCCCGAGCUCCUCUCUCUUGCCUGUGAACAGUUCCUGGGUAAAUCAGUGCUGGAAAUUAAGGGGGUCAUUCUGCAGACACUGGAGGGUCAUCUGCGCUCCAUUUUGGGCACUCUGACAGUGGAGCAGAUUUACCAGGACCGAGAUCAGUUUGCCAGCCUGGUGAGGGAAGUGGCAGCUCCUGAUGUGGGUAGGAUGGGUAUUGAGAUUCUCAGCUUCACUAUUAAGGAUGUCUAUGAUAAAGUGGAUUAUCUAAGUUCGUUGGGAAAGACCCAGACAGCAGCUGUGCAGAGAGACGCAGACAUUGGCGUAGCGGAGUCGGAGAGAGACGCUGGAAUCAGGGAAGCAGAAUGCAAGAAGGAAAUGAUGGACGUUAAGUUCCUGGCAGACACUAAAAUGGCUGACUCAAAGCGAGAGCUGGAGAUGCAGAAAGCUGCCUUCAACCAGGAAGUCAAUACGAAGAAAGCCGAGGCUCAGUUGGCGUACGAGCUGCAGGCAGCUAAGGAGCAGCAGAAGAUCCGUUUAGAGGAGAUGGAGAUCGAAGUGGUGCAGAGAAAGAAACAGAUCACCAUUGAGGAGAAAGAAAUCAUCCGGACAGACAAGGAGCUGAUCGCGAUAGUGAAGAGGCCUGCUGAGGCCGAGGCCUACAAGAUGCAGCAGCUGGCUGAAGGACAAAAGGUGAAGAAAGUGCUGACGGCGCAGGCUGAAGCAGAGAUGAUCAAGAAGAUUGGAGAAGCUGAAGCAGCCUCCAUUGAAGCUGUGGGCAAAGCUGAAGCCGAGAAGAUGAAGCUCAAAGCUCAAGCUUACCAACAGUACGGAGAAGCAGCAAAAACCGCACUGGUCCUGGAGGCACUGCCGAAGAUUGCUGGAAAGGUGGCGGCUCCCUUGGGCAGGACCAAUGAGAUCGUCAUUCUGAGUGGCGAGGGCAACCGUGUGACCGGUGAAGUGAAUCGUCUGUUGGCUGAGCUCCCGGUUUCAGUUAACGCCCUCACAGGAGUCGACCUGUCGAAGAUACCUUUGUUGCAGAAAAUGACCAGUGCUCACGCAUGAAGAUUCUUCACUCUUUGGCCUUUUAGACACUGUUUAACUGCCCUUUUCAAUGCCUUACCAGGAUAUCAUUUCGUCCUGGCUGAAAGUACAGGUGUUAUUUUAUCCUUAGUGCCAUCUAUGUGUCGGACCAGACUGUGCCCGCUGUUUAGAAUUUCCCGUGAUACUCUUCAUCCUCUUUACUGGUGUUCGUUUUAUACCACCUGAACGGUGAAGUUAUAAACCAGUACUUGCAUUUGCGAGUUAAUCUUGUAAAGAUUGAGCAAUUGCACUUGAGAGAGUGUCCCAUCUGUGUUCAGUUUCGAACAUUUUUAUCUUUUGACCUACAUGAGUUAAUAAGAGUUAUAAUAACUGGCAUGUCAGAAAAGAGGUGGGGGUUUUUUUGUUUUUUUUUUUUUACUUUUGAGUUUACACUUGAAUAAGGGAAUAACCUCAGCUCUUACACUAGCACCUGUUCAACUAAACCACAUCAGAUUCAUUCAGGUGUGAAAAGGCGCACCGAUUUAUUUUUGCUCAGUUUUCUUUUGCCCGUUUUUGCAUUUUAAAAGUGCGUUAUCGGAUUACGACGGAUAAAUCUUUGUAACUAAAAUGCAAUAUUAUAAAUAUGCAUACAUAAUGGUCUGUUGUAAAGCGAAACUCCAAAUUCUACCAUUUCUCAAAUUUAUGUAAAUUGAUGUCACUCGAGGUCACAUAUGUAUUAUAGAUAUAUUUAGCUGUUUAACUGUCGUUUUAGCUACAAGUAAUCGCCAAAUGUGUCAUCUGUAGACUGACGAUCUGUCCAGCAUGUAUCCUGCCUGUCGCCCAAUGUCAGCUGGGACUGGCUCCAGCCCACCCACGACCCGCAAAGGAUAACCAGUAUAGAAAAUGAAAUGAAAUGAAUGUAUCUACUGCCUAAAUUAGCUAAAGUACAUCUAUAUACAAUUUUAUUAUAAUAAACUAAAUCAAUCUUUUAAUUUCCUUUGAGUUUGACUUGUAUUAGUACAUAAACAGUUACUAUUUUGUGUCCUCGUUCUUUCACGUCGAUGUUAUGUUCAAAGUAAGCGUCAGGGUUAAACAACGCUAGGACAAGGAUGCUGUGUGUGAAACAGCCUUGAAGCGAUUUGUUUAGUUUGUUGCGGAGUAUUGCAAAAAUGAGUAUCAUAUAUGUUUUGUGCUAAAUGUUUGCGAUCUGUGUGCUGUGGUCCUGUGGUUUAAUGUGAAAGAUAUACAGUGCACCCUGUGCAGUUAAUUGACUAAGUGUUGAAUUUUAACCAAUCCGCAUACUGUGUUGGCAAAUUUGGGAGAGAAAACACAGCCCUUGGAGAGUUCUGCAGCGUAGAGAUUCCGUCACAGCCCGAGUGGGACCCGGUAUCGGUUCAUCGUUUUGUUCUUUUUCAGUUCAGUCAAGACCUGAAGCAGGUAAUGUUUUAAAAGGUGUAAUGGAUCUAAUGGUCUUUAUAAUCUUUCUGUAUGUACAUUGUUCUGCAAACAUGUUGCUGUUCUAAAUGAUGUUCAGGACAUAUUUAGGUCAGUACAAUACUUUUGAUUUCGACGCUGUGAGAAUUAUAAUUAAAUUAAUGAAUAGAAAUUGAAAGUUGACAUGCCAAAAUGCUGAAAAGGCUGCACGUUUUUUUCCCUUUUCUCCUGGAAAUUGUUUGGGAAUCUUAUCAUUUAAUUCGAACAUUUACAUUUCAACCAGCUACGUCAGGUAUUUCUAACCUUUGCUUGUUAUUUCAAAUCAAUACUAACGGAAUGAAACUAUACCUAUAAAUAUCUGACCAAUAUAGCUGUGUCUGAAAUGUAUGAAACGCUGUAUAAAAGGCAAGAAAGACGAUGGAAUAUUUUGUAAUAAUCAUACCUUGUUAAACACGACUCACAAACUGAUGCUUUUAACUCCAUUAACUAUAUCCUACCUUGAGCUUGUUUAGCUAAUGCUGAGAUGUCAAAAUGUGAAAUGCCUUUCGCUACUGUAUACCUGUACCUCACCCAUACCGAAAGAUUUAAUACAAGAAUUUAUGUAGAAACGCAUCUAAUGAGAAUAAAAUGCUUGCCAGAAA
Neoarius graeffei (lesser salmon catfish) is the source of this 3664-nucleotide messenger RNA. Its product is annotated as flotillin-2a. NCBI's taxonomy places the organism in Eukaryota, Metazoa, Chordata, Actinopteri, Siluriformes, Ariidae. Gene Ontology annotation, biological process: protein localization to plasma membrane; regulation of myoblast differentiation. Bases 318 to 1631 code for a protein of 437 amino acids. The transcript has 11 exons. Gene Ontology annotation, cellular component: plasma membrane. The record is from RefSeq and is a predicted model, not a curated record.